Prunus armeniaca (apricot) is the source of this 369-nucleotide messenger RNA. Lineage: Eukaryota; Viridiplantae; Streptophyta; Magnoliopsida; Rosales; Rosaceae. The record is from the annotation of a GenBank genome assembly.
AUGCUUGGAUUUUCAUUUGGUAUUUUGUCUAUUCACAGUAUUCAUAAUGAGCAACCUAAGCAGAUGGGUCUAAAGGAGUUGCUGCAGAUUCUAAACACGCGUCCAAAGGAUCAAGAGCUCUGGGGACUUGUUGGGAAGGGAUCCAUAAUUGGCACAUUUGGUGCUUCUAGUUCUGCCUAUGGAACAAACAACAAAUUGGUCAAACUUGAGAAGUGGGGCCCGGAGGUUGGUGUGACGGUGGUUACAGUGGUGUGGGCUGGUCAUGUAGAGGACGAAGAACUGAAUGCUUUGAGUGAAUACUGGAAACAAGGUGGCAAAAUAACUUCUCCUUUUCUUGGGCUGAUUGAUGCUAUGUUCUUAGGGGAGUAG